Messenger RNA from Lindgomyces ingoldianus, 1659 nucleotides. RefSeq lists its product as uncharacterized. The transcript is spliced from 4 exons. Lineage: Eukaryota; Fungi; Ascomycota; Dothideomycetes; Pleosporales; Lindgomycetaceae. The record is from RefSeq and is a predicted model, not a curated record. Bases 1 to 1659 code for a protein of 552 amino acids.
AUGCCCGUCCUCACCCCCUCCCGCGUCGUCGUAGUGCUUUCGUUGUCUCUCCUCAGCUUUUUGUGGACAUUUGGCCUCCCGCGCCAUAUAGCCACGCACUCGCUCCCGACGAUACCCCACGAUGCGCCCAACCGGCCUCCAGAGCCGCUCACGACUCCGGAAGUCUCGAGUGAGCCAGAGGAAGGCGCACCACCAGGCCCAGUAGCUUCGGGUGACAAGGGGGAAGGCGGACAGCUAAAGCAGGGAGUGAUGAGUGCUGCUGCGGCGGAAGUGACGAGUGCUGCUGUGGAAGUGGCGAAUGUCGUUGAUGCCGGCCAGUGCAGGCAGGCCCGGGGCGCGUCCAAUGUCAUGGUCAUUGUUAAGACGAGCAAGGCCGAAAUCUACCAGAAGCUCCCCACGCACCUGCUCACCCUGCUAUCCUGCGUCCCCAACUUCGCUAUUUUCAGUGAUCAUGCUGGGACCAUCGACGGUUACCCUGUCCACGACGCCCUACAAUCCAUUACCAACCAGACCAAGGAAACGCAUGAGGAGUUCCGGGAAUACGAAAAGAUACAGCAGGAUGAGUCGGCACGACCAGCGUCUGUUACAAAGGAGCUCGACAAGUGGAAGGUGCUCCCCAUGGUCUAUCAGGCUUACAAGAUGCACCCAAGCUCGCGCUUCUAUGUCUUCAUCGAAGCGGACACAAGCCUUAGCUGGACGAAUCUACUGCUCUGGACUGGGAGACUGGAUUACAGGAUCCCCUACUAUUCCGGUGCACCGAGCUACCUCGGCACCGUCAAGUUCGCCCAGCGCGGAUCUGGCAUUCUUCUGUCCAAUGGCGCCUUGAAGCAGUAUGCCAAGCUAUACGAUGAGCGUUAUGAAUUUGACUGGGAGAAAAGAAUUGGCCGGGAGUGUUGCGGCGACAUGGUGCUCGCCACGGCGCUGACCGAGUCCCAUGUCGAGUUCUAUUCAGCGUUUCCGCUACUCCAGGGCGAGACGCCGUCGACGCUUGACUGGACGAAGCGACACUGGUGUGCCCCUGUUGUUUCUUGGCACCACAUGGCCCCAGAUGACAUCGACACCCUCUGGUCUUUCCAGCGCAAUUGGACCGCAAAGCAUGGCUGGGAGCCACCAUAUCUCUUCCGACACGCCUUUGAGGAGUUCGUCGCUCCGCAUCUAGCUGACUAUAUAUCCGAAUGGGAUAAUCUCUCUCAAGACACCAAGAUCAGCAAGCCGCAAGCCGACUCUACUUUAAACUCUAAAGAGAACAUUGAAUGGUACAAAUUCGGCGAAGAUGUUAAGAAAGGGACCCUGAGUGUGGAGGAUUGUAAACAUGUUUGUCAGCGAGCAGAGGAUUGCCUGCAGUGGAAAUUCAGGAAAGAGGAAUGCUAUCUAGGCAAAGUUGUCAGGCUAGGAAUAAGAACCAAGAAGACAGAAGGGAAGGGACCAUGGACUAGCGGGUGGAUGGUGGAAAGAAUUAAGAAGUCUAUUAAGGACUGGGGAAACUGUGCGGAACCGAUUUGGAAAUUCAACCAAACAGUUAGCAUGCUUCUCAAUGUAGAUAUAUUUAACAUUGAAGUGUCGGCAGAUUUUGACAUCUUUCUAUGGAUAGUAAUCGCCAUACGCAAUGCCUCCACAUUCCACAACAUCAAGGCCUACAACAUCACCGCACUCCUAUAA